Messenger RNA from Cyprinus carpio (common carp), 1525 nucleotides. RefSeq names its product phospholipid-transporting ATPase IA-like. Gene Ontology annotation, cellular component: plasma membrane. Gene Ontology annotation, biological process: phospholipid translocation. The coding region runs from base 77 to 1372 and encodes 431 amino acids. The transcript is spliced from 14 exons. The record is from RefSeq and is a predicted model, not a curated record. Gene Ontology annotation, molecular function: ATP hydrolysis activity; ATPase-coupled intramembrane lipid carrier activity; ATP binding. Lineage: Eukaryota; Metazoa; Chordata; Actinopteri; Cypriniformes; Cyprinidae.
GAACUUGCAGUUGCUGGGGGCCACAGCGAUUGAAGACAAACUUCAAGACAAAGUACCUGAAACCAUCGAGACCCUCAUGAAAGCCGACAUUAAGAUCUGGAUCCUGACUGGAGACAAACAGGAGACCGCCAUCAACAUAGGACACUCCUGCAAACUGCUCACGAAGAACAUGGGUCUGCUGGUGAUAAACGAGGACACCCUGGAUGGUACCAGGGAGAACACUCAGACCAUCACUGCAGCAAUGCUGGGAGAUGCUCUGCACAAGGAGAACGACUUCGCUCUCAUCAUAGAUGGAAAGACACUGAAGGUUUCACCUCUGCAGAAGUCUGAGGUGGUUGAGAUGGUGAAAAAACAGGUGAAAGUGAUCACUCUGGCCAUUGGCGAUGGAGCCAACGAUGUGGGCAUGAUCCAGACCGCCCAUGUGGGUGUCGGCAUCUCUGGCAAUGAAGGACUGCAGGCUGCCAACUCAUCAGACUACUCUAUUGCACAGAUCUGGUUUGCAUUUGUGAACGGCUUCUCGCAGAUUCUGUUCGAGCGCUGGUGCAUCGGCCUGUACAAACGUGGUAAGAGUAUCUUCACUGCUUUGCCUCCUCUGACUCUGGGCAUCUUCGAACGCUCCUGCAGGAAAGAGAACAUGCUCAAAUACCCUGAACUCUACAAAACCUCCCAGAAUGCAAUGGGCUUCAACACCAAGGUCUUCUGGGCUCAUUGUCUGAACGGCCUGUUUCACUCAGUCAUCCUCUUCUGGUUUCCCCUCAAGGCCUUCCAGCACGAUACCGUCUUUGGAAACGGAAAGACACCAGACUAUCUCCUCUUAGGCAACAUGGUUUAUACAUUUGUGGUGAUCACAGUGUGUCUGAAGGCUGGGCUGGAGACCUCGUCCUGGACCAUGUUCAGCCACAUUGCCAUCUGGGGCAGCAUUGGAUUGUGGGUAGUCUUCUUUGGCAUCUACUCCUCACUAUGGCCUCUGAUUCCUCUGGCCCCGGAAAUGUCAGGAGAGGCGGACAUGAUGUUCAGUUCAGGAGUCUUCUGGAUGGGUCUGAUCUUCAUUCCCAUCACCUCUCUGGUGUUUGAUGUGGCCUACAAAGUUAUGAAAAAGGUUUGCUUUAAGACCCUGGUUGAUGAGGUGCAGGAGUUGGAGGCGCUGUCGAAAGAUCCAGGAGCUGUGGUGCACGGAAAGAGUUUGACCGAGAGAGCCCAGCUCCUUAAGAACGUCUUUAAGAAGAGCACCGUCAGUCUGUACCGGUCUGACUCCAUGCAGCAGAAUCUACUCCACGGCUACGCAUUCUCACAGGAUGAGAAUGGCGUGCUCUCCCAGUCUGAGGUCAUCAGAGUCUAUGACACCACCAAGCAACGGACCAGUGAGUGGUGAGAUCCGGCUCGCUGGACCCUGCCCCCUCUCAGCGGUCACUCAACUUUUUAAAGGCUGACAGAGUGCUGAAGACUGUCAGUUUAACUUUGGCAAGCCUAGGGCACCCUGGGCAACAAUGGAUACGAAAAAUGAAGCAGUAUGAGGGAGAGAGGG